Amaranthus tricolor (Joseph's coat) is the source of this 3316-nucleotide messenger RNA. Its product is annotated as ATP-dependent Clp protease ATP-binding subunit ClpA homolog CD4B, chloroplastic. The coding region runs from base 254 to 3025 and encodes 923 amino acids. Gene Ontology annotation, biological process: cellular response to heat. The record is from RefSeq and is a predicted model, not a curated record. Gene Ontology annotation, cellular component: cytoplasm. Gene Ontology annotation, molecular function: ATP hydrolysis activity; ATP binding; protein binding. The transcript is spliced from 10 exons. Lineage: Eukaryota; Viridiplantae; Streptophyta; Magnoliopsida; Caryophyllales; Amaranthaceae.
UUAUAAAGUUAUGAUAUUUGAAGGGUACACACCGCCUCAAUAAUCAUAGACCACAUUAUAUUAUCCAUUAAAUACUUCAUUUCCAUUUCCUGUUCCAAGCUCAUCUAAACCGUUCCUUCCUUUCUACCGUAAGGAACAACAUUUUUUUAUUUUCAUUUUCUUCUCUUCCUCACCCACCUUUCUUCUUCCUUCUCCCUUUCUCUCUCCUCCAUUUUUCUAUCCUUCUAUCUCUUCAGUAUUACUGGUGUGAGUCAUGGCUGGAGCAUUGAUUCAGUCCACCAACAUCCCUGCUUCAUUUGCUUAUCAAAUAAAUGGGCCGUGUCAAAGGUCUGCCAAGAGCAAUAAGGUUGUGAAGAUGAUGGCCAGCCUUCAAGCACCCGAAUUUAGGAUGCGAAGUUUCUCAGGGUUGCGUGGUGGAAAUGCCCUGGAUACUUUGGGAUCUACCAGUGGAUGUUUUUAUUCCAAAAUGAGGGCUGUGCUCUCUGUACGUAAAGGGACAGCCAGCAGGGGUGUAGUUAGAGCUAUGUUUGAACGCUUUACUGAGAAAGCGAUUAAAGUUAUAAUGCUUGCUCAAGAAGAGGCCAGACGACUGGGCCAUAAUUUUGUUGGUACGGAACAGAUUUUACUGGGUCUUAUUGGUGAAGGCACUGGAAUUGCUGCUAAGGUUCUUAAAUCCAUGGGAAUCAAUUUGAAAGAUGCCCGUGUAGAAGUCGAGAAGAUUAUUGGGAGGGGAAGCGGCUUUGUUGCUGUUGAAAUCCCAUUUACUCCUCGUGCCAAGCGUGUUUUAGAACUUUCAUUGGAGGAAGCCCGUCAACUUGGCCAUAACUACAUUGGGUCUGAACACUUGCUUUUGGGUCUUCUUCGUGAGGGUGAGGGUGUAGCUGCUCGUGUUUUGGAAAACUUGGGUGCUGAUCCUAGUAACAUCCGUACACAGGUUAUUCGUAUGGUGGGUGAAAACACAGAAGCAGUGGGUGCUGGUGUUGGAGGGGGUACUACAGGGAAUAAAAUGCCAACCUUGGAGGAAUAUGGAACAAAUCUGACAAAAUUGGCAGAAGAGGGAAAGUUAGAUCCUGUUGUUGGCCGGCAGCAGCAGAUAGAGCGUGUUACCCAAAUUCUGGGUAGGCGAACAAAAAAUAACCCUUGUCUUAUUGGCGAGCCUGGUGUUGGAAAAACAGCAAUUGCAGAGGGCCUUGCUCAAAGAAUAGCCAACGGUGAUGUUCCAGAAACAAUUGAAGGAAAGAAGGUUAUUACUCUUGAUAUGGGUCUUUUGGUUGCGGGAACGAAAUACCGUGGAGAAUUUGAGGAAAGAUUGAAGAAGUUAAUGGAGGAAAUUAAGCAGAGUGACGAGAUUAUUUUAUUUAUUGAUGAAGUACAUACUCUAAUUGGGGCUGGAGCAGCAGAAGGUGCCAUCGAUGCUGCAAACAUUUUAAAACCGGCUCUUGCUAGGGGUGAAUUGCAGUGCAUUGGUGCCACCACCCUUGAUGAAUACAGAAAACAUAUUGAGAAAGAUCCAGCUCUUGAGAGAAGGUUUCAACCUGUCAAAGUGCCUGAGCCAACCGUAGAUGAAACUAUACAAAUUUUGAAAGGGCUCCGUGAGCGUUAUGAGAUUCAUCACAAACUUCGUUACACAGAUGAAGCGCUUGUGGCUGCAGCUCAACUUUCUUACCAGUAUAUCAGCGAUCGUUUCCUACCCGAUAAAGCUAUUGAUCUUAUUGAUGAAGCUGGCUCCAGGGUUCGAUUGCGCCAUGCUCAGCUCCCUGAAGAAGCUAGAGAGCUUGAGAAAGAACUUAGGCAGCUCACAAAAGAGAAGAAUGAAGCUGUUCGGGGCCAAGACUUUGAAAAGGCUGGUGAGUUGCGUGACAGAGAAAUGGACCUUAAGGCUCAAAUUACUGCUCUUGUAGAAAAGAACAAGGAAAUGAGCAAGGCAGAAACAGAAGCUGGGGACGUCGGUCCUAUAGUCACAGAAUCAGACAUUCAGCACAUUGUGUCUUCCUGGACUGGUAUUCCAGUUGAGAAAGUGUCUACCGAUGAAUCUGACCGUCUGCUUAAAAUGGAGGAAACUCUUCAUACUAGAGUUAUUGGACAAGAUGAAGCUGUUAAAGCCAUUAGUCGUGCCAUCCGUAGAGCUCGUGUAGGUCUUAAGAAUCCCAACCGUCCAAUUGCUAGCUUCAUUUUCUCGGGUCCUACUGGUGUUGGAAAGUCAGAACUUGCAAAAGCUCUGGCUGCUUACUACUUCGGGUCUGAAGAAGCCAUGAUACGGCUUGAUAUGAGUGAGUUCAUGGAAAGGCACACUGUAUCUAAGCUUAUUGGUUCACCCCCAGGUUACGUGGGGUACACUGAGGGUGGCCAGCUUACCGAGGCAGUUAGACGUCGCCCUUACACAGUGGUGCUUUUUGACGAAAUUGAGAAAGCUCAUCCCGAUGUCUUCAACAUGAUGCUUCAAAUUCUCGAAGAUGGAAGGUUGACCGACAGCAAGGGAAGGACUGUUGAUUUCAAGAACACGCUACUUAUUAUGACAUCAAAUGUUGGAAGCAGUGUCAUCGAGAAAGGUGGUCGUAGAAUCGGAUUUGACCUUGACUACGACGAGAAGGAUAGCAGUUACAACCGUAUUAAGAGCCUUGUGACCGAAGAACUCAAGCAGUACUUCAGGCCCGAGUUCUUGAACAGAUUGGAUGAAAUGAUCGUUUUCAGGCAGCUCACAAAGCUCGAGGUCAAGGAAAUUGCCGAUAUUAUGUUGAAGGAAGUGUUCGAGAGGUUGAAGAACAAGGAAAUCGAGCUUCAAGUAACCGAGCGGUUCAGAGAUAGGGUUGUGGAGGAAGGAUACAAUCCAAGUUACGGUGCUAGGCCUUUAAGAAGAGCCAUUAUGAGGCUUUUGGAGGACAGCAUGGCCGAGAAAAUGCUUGCAGGGGAAAUCAAAGACGGUGAUUCAGUUAUCGUGGAUGUCGAUUCUGACGGAAAUGUCAUUGUUCUCAAUGGUAGCAGUGGUGCACCUCCGGAAACUUUGCCAGAGCCUAUUUCCGUUUAGACGAGAACACGCUUUGUGAUGGUUCGAUUUCUCUAGUAUGUUUGUUGUAGUUUGUUCUUUGGAUUUUUCUUCUGAAUUCCCAUAUAGAUAUGGCCAUUGUUACAAAUGUAGAAAUUAAAGCAGGUCUAUUUGAUUUGCAUUGGCCAUUGUGACAUUAAUUGUAACAGAUUUGGAAAGUUGUAGCAUUAAUUCUCUCCAGUAAGUAAGUAGGGGAACUUUUGGUUUUGGUAGCAAUUAUUAGGAAUGUUAUAAUACUAAAAGGAUGAAUAAAUUCUUAUUUUUAUUGUCUUA